Molecule: messenger RNA, 4623 nt
Organism: Haplochromis burtoni (Burton's mouthbrooder)
Lineage: Eukaryota; Metazoa; Chordata; Actinopteri; Cichliformes; Cichlidae
Gene: vps72a
Product: vacuolar protein sorting 72 homolog a
Exons: 6
Coding region: 265-1365 (366 amino acids)
Biological process (GO): chromatin remodeling; regulation of DNA-templated transcription
Cellular component (GO): nucleus
Molecular function (GO): ATP-dependent H2AZ histone chaperone activity
Source: RefSeq, a predicted model, not a curated record
CCGGAUAUGGUUGCUUGCUAAAUGAGAGCUAGCGGUCAGUUGUACAUUUCAUUUGUCAGUGUUUAUCGUCUCUUAUAAGAAAAAUUAUAAAGUAUCCCUUGAAUUUAAAAGGGUCUAAAAAAUAUGGGCACCAACAUAAAAUUAAGCAAAUAUACUGAGUAACGACGAGGUCAAAGAGGUUCCCGCAAAACGAUCUAUAUCUUUUAGCGUAACAUAACGAGCUAAGUAGCUUAGCAUUGAUUAGCAUAUUUUGAAACCACAAUCAUGAGCCUCGCAGUUGGCCGCGAACCCAGAAAGACUGCGGGAAACCGUAUGUCCAAACUACUGGAUGCUGAAGAAGAGGAUGAGUUCUACAAGACCACUUACGGAGGCUUCAACGAUGAAUCGGGAGAUGAUGAGUAUCACGGAGAACAUUCAGACACAGAGGACGAGGUUGACAGUGACUUCGACAUCGAUGAGGGUGACGAGCCGGACAGUGACCAGGAGGAGGACGCACCUCGAAGGAAAAGUCGGGUUGUCACCAAAGCUUACAAGGAACCAAUAAAAGUGCCAAAACCCAAACCUAAAAGAACAGAGGAGCAGAAGAAGACGGAGAAAACUAAAGUGGAGCCAAAAAGGAGGAUUCCACAAGAAUUCCAAGAUUUUGCAGAGACUCGGAAGUCUGUCCGACAGUCCACCAGUGAACAUACACGAAAGACGAAUCUGCGCUUACAAGAACGCCAGGAUGCCCCGCGAAGGCGACGAGGCGCUCAUCGUGACCGACCCCUCACCCAGGAAGAGCUGCUGGCUGAGGCGAAAAUAACAGCCGAGAUCAACAUUCGAUCACUUGAAAACUACGAACGUCUGGAGGCAGACAAGAAGAAACAAGUCCACAAGAAGCGGCGUUUUGAAGGACCAACCAUCCGUUACCAUUCAGUCCUUAUGCCCCUCGUCUCAAACCCAGUCCUUAAAGAAGAAAAUGUUGAUGUUGAGGGGUUGGACCAGGACGUUCCCCAGACUGCACCGCAGAAUCCCACCACACCUUCCCAGCAGUCUGCCGGAGGCCUGUGCUCCCGCACUUAUAUAACAUUCAGUGACGACGAAGCGUUUGAGGUCGCCUUCCCGCCAAGCUCCCAGACGAGUCCUCAAGUGCCCAUCCAGGAGGUUUGUCCUGUUACCCACAAGGCCGCGCUGUACCGAGACCCAGUCACAGAUAUACCGUACGCUAACGCACGAGCCUUCCGCAUCAUCCGGGAAGCAUACCGCAAAUACGUGGCCGCUCAUGGAUUUCCGAACACUUCAGGAGGGUCGACGGUACUUGACUCUUCAGCAGCAAAGGGCGCCCGGCAGAAAAUGGUUAUGAAACAGAGUGCGGCUGCUACAUAGAUUAGUUUCAAAAAGAGGAUAAAGGAUUGGUUUCUGUUUGAAAUUCUCAGUGAAAUGAUCGAAAACACUGUUUUUAUUUCUGUCCUUACAGCUCACGAGGAGUCUAGUGGAAAAAACUGACAUUUUGGGUUUGAGCUGUCACUGAGCUGCUAAAAGGAAAAAAAACAAACAGUAGUAGAACCAAAACAGCUGCCGCAUGGCCUUAAAAUGUAAAAAGUCUUAUUUGUGAAGUCUGUGUGGAAAUCAGCUGAAAAAGGCGUGCAUCUGCACAGUGGCAGCUGUGAUUGUUCUUUUUAUUUAGUUUGUUUGUUUUAGAUUUAUGUUUUUUUUUUUACUUUUGUGUUUGCAAAUGUUCUCAUCAAAAAAAUAAAUUUUGGGAACUUGUAAUAAUUGAGAGUUAAACGAGUUCUGCUUUAUAAUAAAAAAUGGGACGUCUGCACAGCGGGAACCACAGGAAAAACUGGGGAAAUAAGCCCAUCAUCAUAAAAUCAUCUUUGUUUUCACCAGGCUAAAAUCCAUUUAAUCUGUCAUGCCCGUCUUAAUUUACAGUUUAGUAUUUGUUUUUUGUUUUUUUUGUUUUUGAGUGAUAGAAGGCAAAGAACUAAAUGUCAUGUUUUGGUUUUUAAUUUUCAGUCCAGCACCGUAACUAAAAAAAACAUCAGACUGUUUUGGAAAACCUGGGCCCUGGAGUUUAAUUAAUUGUCUGCGUCUGACAAAUCACUGAGACACUUUUAAUUGAUCAAAGCUUUAAAUCCUCCCUCCUGUUAUACAUUUUAAUUUUUAACACAGAAGCAAGCAUAAGAUAUUCUCUUUUAUGGGUGAGAGCGAGGCAGUUUCUUCCACACAUUUAUCUCCUGGUUCUUUCUUAAUGUGUAGUCUGAUAGUUUAAAUUUUAUUUUAUUUCCUCUAUCUGCCUCUAUGCAGACAGGGCUGUCUCAUCGAGCAUUCAGAGUAUAUUCUAGUUCAUCGUGAGGCUUUUAUAAAAUGUUUUUUUUUCUCCUCUCUGAAUUGUUAAUGGCGGAAAAUUGCUUGAGCUUCAGUCUCGAACAAUACUGCUUUGCUGAUCCCUUUGGGACCUUAAAUUAGCUUUUCUAUAUUUAUUCUCUGUGUGUAAUCACAGAGAGACAGAGUAAGCCCUUAACACAGCUGAGUGCUUGACUAGUGUGAAACCUUUGACCCCUUCUACACCGAACUACUCCCCUGCACAAUGUCCCAUAGUCCCAGCACUCAUAAACCCCCCAAAUACAAUUAAUUAAGUUUCAAGGCCUCAGAUAAUCAAAGGUUUCACAUUUAUUUUAUUAGAAACAGCAAUUUGUUUUGUUUUUUAGCUGUAUCACAGGAGAUUUACAUUCAGCCUUCACCUGGGAGCAGAAUCGAUGACUGGUGAAGCCGUCUCUGAUCUCGUUUGGAGUUUCAGGUUCAGGCAGAUGCUUUGCCUUUGCAGGAAAACUUGUUUGUUUCAAGCAGAUUCUUACCUGUGUUUCCAGUAAAUGCCCUGAUGAUGUUGAGCACAGCAUCUCUGAACAGUCUGUGUUCUGGUGCAUAAGUAACCAGGCUUCUUUGUUUUCAGCUCAUCUCAACUCUGCACAGCAGAUAUUACUGCAUAUUUGAUUUGGCGUAGAUUUUACACCAGAUGCCCUUCACAAAGCUACACAUCCAUUUAUCUGGGCUUGAAGCUGGCACUAGGAAUACACUAGCGUCCUACCCCUUAGACUUGGUUUGUCUACUCCCAGUCUCAAGCUGUGGGUCAUUUGUGUGUAAGUUUGAAAACCACUGACAACAAAACUCAUUCAUUUGCUUCUCUACUGACGCAUUAGAGUAACCUGUGAACCUAUGAGGUACUGAUAGUUCAGAAUAUGUAAAUCUUUAAUCGCCUGAUGACAUUCAUUAUAAAAAUGUUUCAAAAUUUUAAUAAUCUAAAAGCAGAACCUUAGUUAUCUAGAUAACGUGACAGAGCCAAAUUCUACCACUGUAAGUAUUAAAUGCUGUGUUCUAAUAUUACACACUCUAACAACACUUUAUUUGGUACACAUUGCCAGUGCUGGUUUGACCCCCACCACCAUCCUGCCCCCCCUUUGCUUUAAUUCUUUUUGGCAUAGAUUCAACAAGAUGCUGGAAACAUUCCUCAGAGAUUUUGGUCCAUGUUUACGUGACAACAUCACACAGUUACUGCAGAUUUGUUGGCUGCACAUCUAUGAUGUGAAUCUCCUGUUCCACUAAAUCCCAAAUGUUCUCUGUUGGACCGAGAUCUGGUGACUUGUUAGAAUUUGCUAAGCUGUGUGAAUUCUAGCCUUAGUUUCCUGUUCUUUAGCUGAAAGAAAUGGCAGCUAGUGUGGUCUUCUGCUGCCUCAGCGUGCAUUCAGAGAUGCUCUUCUGCAUUCCUUGGAUGCAACGAGUGGUUGUGAGUUACUGCUGCCUUCCUAUUGAUUCAAAACAGUGUGACCAUUCUGCUUUGACCUCUGGCGUCAACACGUGGAUAUUUUGUCCUUUUUGGACCACUCUCUAGAAAUCCUAGACAUGUCUGUCUACAUGUCUAAAUGCACUGGUUGGCUUAUACUUGUAAACGAGCAGUUGAAUAGAUCUACAUAAUGAAGCUCAGCCUCCAAAAGAAGCUGCUUAGAGCUGGAAAAAUGAAACACAUUGAGGGAACAAUAAAUAAAUAAUUGGUUUAUAAAGUGAACAAGAAGAAAAAGAGUGCCUAUAAAAGUACAUUGUGCAUACUCAUAAGUAUGUAUUGGAAAUGAGAACAAGGAUGUCACCUUUCCAAAUAUCCCCUCCCCCCCUUGGAUGUGUUAACUGAUCGGAAACACUUGUGUAAACUGAGACCUUUUUAAAAUUACCGUCACCUGAUGAAAGAUGGUGCAUUUAUUAAGGCAGUGAUCUACUGAAGUGAAUAAUUCAUUACUUAAAUGUCAUUUACAUACACAUGAAUGCUGAUUUAAAGUUGCCAUUAAGACCAAAAUGUCACAUUUACAAAGAGAGGAGCAAAGAGAGUCAAGUCACCGUAGAAACGAGUCAAAAAAGAUAAAAGCUCCUCCAUUGUUCAGAUGCUCUCAGUCGAGAUGCAAACAAUGUCGCAUGCAAAGUGAGGAAGCAGAAGCAGAUCAGCCAUCUGUAAGUUCUCCCAGCAGGCCAUCCGACAGCCAGGCUUACUCGCCCUGUGUUUGUCAUAUGCUGAGCUGACAGACUUACUGUACCUUGCAUUAAUCAUGAGAGUAAACCAAAAAAAAAAAAAAAGAUCCCUCCAAACUGAUGUGA